Messenger RNA from Amphimedon queenslandica, 1320 nucleotides. Its product is annotated as isocitrate dehydrogenase [NAD] subunit 1, mitochondrial-like. Gene Ontology annotation, molecular function: NAD binding; magnesium ion binding; oxidoreductase activity, acting on the CH-OH group of donors, NAD or NADP as acceptor. Lineage: Eukaryota; Metazoa; Porifera; Demospongiae; Haplosclerida; Niphatidae. Gene Ontology annotation, biological process: tricarboxylic acid cycle; isocitrate metabolic process. The transcript is spliced from 14 exons. The coding region runs from base 49 to 1173 and encodes 374 amino acids. Gene Ontology annotation, cellular component: mitochondrion. The record is from RefSeq and is a predicted model, not a curated record.
AAAUUUCAAAAUUUCACUUGUACGGAUAAUUAGAAAGGAAACGCCAAAAUGGCUGCCUUGAGAGAAGUGUUAAGAAGUGUCAGUUCAAGACUAACUCUUAAAUCUCAGAUAUACAGACCCGUAUCCUCCAUGAUACCCUCCAAAGAAGGAAUGCCCUCCAAGUCAACGUAUGGUGGUAAGCACACAGUGACACUCAUUCCUGGGGAUGGAGUGGGUCCUGAACUUGCUGCAUCUGUAAAAGAAGUGUUUCGCCAUGCCAAUGUUCCAGUCCACUUUGAGGAAGUGACGAUAAGUGGAUUGAUCUCACAAGAUAAGGACGCAAUUAAUGAAGCAGUGACUUCUAUUAAAAGAAAUGGGCUGGGACUGAAAGGGGUAUUGAGGACUAGAGUUGAUAGUUUUGACAAUCAAUCACUUAAUCAGUUAUUAAGAAAGGAGCUUGAUUUGUUUGCUAAUGUAGUUUAUUGUAAAAGCGUCCCUGGUAUUAAGACAAGACAUGAUAAUGUUGAUAUUGUUAUAAUAAGAGAGAACACAGAGGGAGAAUACAGCGGAUUGGAGCACGAGAGUGUCCCAGGAGUAGUGGAGAGUCUUAAAGUUAUCACGAGAGAGAAAAGUUACAGAAUUGCUAAAUUUGCAUUUGAUUAUGCAGUGAGACGAAACCGUAAGAAAGUAACUGCAAUUCACAAAGCAAAUAUAAUGAAACUUUCUGAUGGACUUUUCUUGAAAGUUUGUGAAGAAGUUGCUUCAUUAUAUCCUAAAAUUGAGUUUAAAUCAAUGAUUGUUGAUAACUGCUGCAUGCAGAUGGUGUCCAAUCCUUAUCAGUUUGAUGUGAUGGUCAUGCCUAAUCUCUAUGGUAACAUUGUUAGUAACAUUGGGGCAGGGCUAGUAGGUGGGGCUGGAGUAUGUCCUGGCAGAAAUGUUGGAGUGAAUAACAUCAUCUUUGAACCAGGAGCCAGACACUCUGGACGUGAGAUAUCAGCACGGAACAUUGCUAACCCAACCGCCAUGUUGCUGAGUAGUGUGGGACUCUUGAGACACCUUGGUUUGCAUACUCAUGGUGAUUCCAUUGAACAUGCUGUCUACAAGACUAUCAGUGACAAAGUCCUCACUGCUGAUGUUGGUGGUAACAUUACUACAUCAGCUUUUGUUCAAACAGUUAUUGAAAACAUUCAAUAGACACAACAUGCAGCAAUCAUUCCUUCUAGUCUCUGGUGGUAUAUAAAGUCUAUGUGUGUGUCUCCAUUUUAAUCACUAUAGUAGUAAUAGCAGAUUCAUCAGUCAGUGACAUUAUUUAAAGUUGUGUAGAAUUUUUAGAAAAGAUAA